GACAGAACCGAUGCUUACCGACUAAGCAACGACGACUAUGCUAACGACCAGUGCAAGAUGGCGUCCCAGUCAAAUGCUUGGAAACUAACUGUUUUGAAUGCAUUUCUCUUUAUUAACGGCUUGGUUUGUGUUUCAUCAUUACCAGCAACUAAUAGCACCUCUGUGAAAGUUGGUUAUUUAUGGGAUGAUCCAAAACUGGAAAAUGUACAUACCUCAGAAGUUGUUAUGGACAUGAAACACACAAGAAGUAUCUUGAGGCUGAUAUGUGAAAUCAACCCUCCAUUACCAAAUGAGGGAAAGCAUUGGGACAUGAAAGAUGAACUUGUUAAAUGGCAAAAAACAGGUCCCAAGGUAGAAGAGGUCAAAAGUGUACGCUACUGGUCUGAUGAUAUGACCAAAACUGCUAUUUCUUUCUCAAAUGUUACACUUGACAUCCUUGGGAGUUAUUCCUGUAUCUAUGGUGAUGUUUUGGCCACAAUUAAUGUGCUAGUGGCUGAUGUGGAGACAGCUAAAAUGUUGAAAACCCCAGAAAAUGUGAUAGAGCUACACACCUGCAUCUCUUACAUGAAAGAUAAAUCUGGGAUAAAUGGAUGGAGAGAUGAACAAAAUCUCUUGAAGCCUAUUGGAACAAAUGAAAACUGCCCUGUGCAGCAGAAUUCAGAGCAUUCUGCAACAACAGUUCACCAGCUUUAUGCUUCAGAUUUCAAGGUCAUUGCAGCUAUGGGAGAUUUGUUUACAGUUGGCCAAGGAGCAAGAGCAACAUCAGUGAAUGGAUUUUUCUUGGAUUACAAAGAUUUCUCAUGGAGUCUUGGAGGAGCAAAUCAUCUGAAUCAAACAAUAACAGUGCCAAAUAUCAUCAGGCAAUUCAGCCCAUCUGUAAAGGGUGCAUCUGCAAAGGUGUCACAGGAUGACGAUGAUUUUGUUGAUGAUCUUAAUGUAGCCUUUAUUGGUGCCUCUGCAAGCGACCUUGAAAAUCAAGCCAAGGACCUGGUUUCAAGAAUGAAAGCUAUGAAGGGUAUUGACUUCAAGAAUGACUGGAAACUUCUCACAAUUUGGAUUGGAACAGAUGACCUCUGUCAAGUUUGUGAGAAUGAGGAAAAAUUCAGUGCUGGCUCUUUUAUAAAAUAUAUGAUGCGCACACUAAAUUACCUAAAAAAUGAGGUGCCCAGGUUGUUUGUGAAUUUAGUUCCACCCAUGGAUGUUUCUCCUCUUUAUGAGUUACAUCAAGCAAAUACCAACUUGUGCCAAAUUCUGGGAUGGAGCUCUUGUCCUUGUUUGAGAAAGGUUGCCACAGAAAGAGCUAAAAUUACCAUGGCUGUCAAACAGUAUAAGAAAUUAUUGGAGGAACUGGUGAAUAGUGGAAUAUAUGACACAAAGGAUAACUUUGCAGUGGUUAUUCAACCUGCCCUCCAGGUGCCGCCAAGAAAUCAGGAUGGUGAUUUGGUGAAAUCCUUUUUUGGUGUGGACUGCUUGCACUUCUCUGUUCAAGGUCAUGCUGCAGCAGCACUAGCUUUGUGGAACAAUAUGUUGGAACCAUUUGGAUCCAAGACAAAGCAGUGGGGUGACCAGGAGACCUUAAGAUGCCCAUCUAAGGACAAGCCAUACAUGUUCACCAAAGUUAACAGUAGAACAGUCACAAAUACUGUUGCUGCUAAUGAUAAUGAUGACAGUGAUGACAGGUCAUCUCCUGGUGACUUUCCACCUGUUGCUGCUGUGGCUUUGGCUAUGUCCCUCACAGCUGUUGUCAUUAUUGUAGUUGUGAUGGUGUGGAGAGGACGAAAAUCACGGCGGAGACCAGAGGCAUCUAGAUUGCUGUAUGCUUCUGGACCUCACAAACCAAGACUAUGAGCAUUUUAGAAAAAAAAGAAGGCUUACCAUUAAUCACCAUGGCUCACUAGUUUAGGUGAUUGUCAGUGCUCUGGGCUGACAAGUGAACUUACAGCUUACUGUCAGUCACUUAUGUGGUAACCUUUGUUCUGAAGUCCCAGACUGUUUAGAUUGACCAGUUGGAAAAGAGUCUAUAGGCAAAAUAAUUUAUUGUAUAAUAACAGGUUUCCUGGUGUAUAAGUUUCAAAAUAAUUCAUUACAGAAUUCAUAACAAAGUAAUUAAGAUGUGUUAUAAUGAAGAUUUACAUGUGAGAUCUUGUUAAUUGUGAGUUAGAGGUCCAUUCAUUCUAAAUUAGUAGUUUUGUGCCCACUUUAGGGAAAACACCACAAUUUUUAGUGGUUUGUACAUUCCAGAUGUGAAGAAGCACAGUAUCUUUGACUCUUUCAUCAUUAGAUUCAUCAUAACCUUCAAUAAUUUGAAUAUAAGUAUAUACUAAAACAGUAAAAAGUGUUAAGGGAUGCUUUGAUUGGUUACUCAAACUCCAAAUAUCCUCUGCUAUUCACCUCUGAGCUACUCAUGCAGGAUUUGGGCCCACAAAUACAAGUGAAUAAAUGAGUUAAUAUCAUCUUUUUGUGCUAUAUUUUCAGUGUAGGUAGCAGAGGUGGAUCUUUAACUUGCUGCUUCCCAGCUUGGUGAACAUUCACCUCUAGCCACCUCCACUUCAGUGAAUAAUUGUUACCUGUUCAUUGAAGAUCAUCAGUCCUGUCAAAGGCAGGGGGGAAAAAAGGUUCAUCACCUGCCCUUUAAGGUUACCUUGCUGUAAAAAGGUAUACUUUAACUGUGCAGUUAUUUAAAAAGAGAAUUUCCCAUUUUUGCUCAGACUGUUAAAUGCUUCAUUGCAAGUUGUGAAUAAAACUUUCUUGCAAUUCAGUGAA
Molecule: messenger RNA, 2763 nt
Organism: Pocillopora verrucosa
Lineage: Eukaryota; Metazoa; Cnidaria; Anthozoa; Scleractinia; Pocilloporidae
Product: phospholipase B1, membrane-associated
Biological process (GO): phospholipid metabolic process
Molecular function (GO): glycerophospholipase activity
Source: RefSeq, a predicted model, not a curated record